AUGGAUGACUCGCCUGCUGCCGAGAUGCACGUUUUCAAGAAGCCAAAACCCCUACGGCUCUACGACCAGCAAGCACCGCUGGUGGGCGGCGACGGCGGCGGCUAUGAUCUCGACCUCGAUCUCAUCAACCACCUCCCGGACGCGAUCCUCGGCACCAUCGUCUCCCUCCUCCCUACAAAGGACGGCGCCCGCACGCAGGCGAUCUCCCGCCGGUGGCUCCCCCUAUGGCGCUCCCACAUGGCCCCGCUCAACCUCGUGGCCAAUUACCAGCUCUCAGACGACAAAUCACGCGUCGCGGUGGUUUCCAAGAUCCUCUCCGACCAUCCCGGCCCAGCCCGUCGCUUCUCGCUCAACCCCACAUGCUCCCAAAGUUUCCAGGCCGAGGUCGACGGCUGGUUCCGUUCCGCGUCUCUCGCCGGCCUCCAGGAGCUCCAAGUCACUAACCUGCCGAUGAAACACUACCCGCUGCCGCAACACGCGCUGGUCCGUUUCUCGCCGACGCUUCGCCUGCUGAGGCUCUUCGGCUGCCAAUUCCCCAGCCUGGUCGCCCCGUUGAGUUUCCCGUUCCUCGAGCAGCUCAUCUUGUACGAUGUGGGCAUCUCGGAGGACGCCCUCGAAACCAUGAUCUCUGGCAGCACUGUUUUGAAAAGCGUUUCGCUGCAUGGCAUGCGAUUCAGCCGACUUUGCAUCAGCUCCCCGACCCUUAUGAGCAUUAGCUUCUAUGCACUUCGUUCAAAAGGAGCCAUCACCUUCAAAGAGCUGGUCAUUAGGGACGCGCCAUCCCUAGAGAGGUUGCUACCAAUUUUUCCAGAAGAGGGUCCGGCGACUAUCCGGGUAAUCAGGGCUCCUAAGCUCGAGAUAUUGGGUUUUUUGUCUAAAGGGAUAUCAACUCUCCGUCUUGGAACCAUGGUGUUUCAGGUAGCAUAA
This is a messenger RNA of Lolium perenne, 927 nucleotides long. Lineage: Eukaryota; Viridiplantae; Streptophyta; Magnoliopsida; Poales; Poaceae. The record is from RefSeq and is a predicted model, not a curated record.